GUCGAGAUGACAUUCGUCGGCGGUGUGAAGCAGCAGAUGUACGGCGGGACGCUGCCCGGCGUGUACGUGUUUAAACAGCUGCACUUCCACUGGGGUCCGAACAACACUGUAGGCGGGUCUGAGCACACCAUUGACGGCAAACGAGCUCCGUUGGAGAUGCACGUCGUGUACGUGAACGAGAAGUACGGGACGGUUUCUGAAGCGGCCAAACAUCCUGGCGGCAUUGCUGUGCUAGGCAUUCUAUUCAAGAAUGCCGAGGCAUCUAGCCACCCCCUCGUCGGCUUUAUAGCCGGAUUCGGUCCAGAGCUACAGAAGUUCGAUGCCCCGGAGUUGGUCGUCAAGAAACCACUGGCCAUUCAGUCAAUACUGCCCCAUGCGCUGAACAACUACUACACGUACAAGGGGUCACUGACCACGCCCGGCUGUCAAGAGGGAGUCAUUUGGACCGUGUUCGAGGAGCACUUCAAGGUUUCCAACCGUGAGCUCGAGUUCUUUCGAAACGUGGAAGGAAAACACGGCCUCUUGACAAGCAACUUCCGUCCGGUUCAGAAGACUAACGGGCGUACAGUUUCAUACGUGUCUCCGGCGCAAACUGCGGCGCAGACAUCCAAAGGGUCACCUAGUGGUAAAUCAGCAGGGAUCUUUUUCAUUGCCUUCACUGGAUCCCUUAUUGCCCUGUUCGCUAUUGUGAAGUGAAUUUAGUUUGAUUGGCUUCGCUCAUCUGCGAAGGCUAUCACAGAAUAAUUCCUUCGAUUCGCUCAGCGCAAUACAAAU
Pollicipes pollicipes is the source of this 774-nucleotide messenger RNA. Its product is annotated as carbonic anhydrase 14. The transcript is spliced from 4 exons. Bases 7 to 696 code for a protein of 229 amino acids. NCBI's taxonomy places the organism in Eukaryota, Metazoa, Arthropoda, Thecostraca, Pollicipedomorpha, Pollicipedidae. Gene Ontology annotation, molecular function: carbonate dehydratase activity; zinc ion binding. The record is from RefSeq and is a predicted model, not a curated record.